This is a messenger RNA of Trichomonas vaginalis G3, 471 nucleotides long. RefSeq lists its product as uncharacterized. The annotation marks the transcript as partial. NCBI's taxonomy places the organism in Eukaryota, Parabasalia, Trichomonadida, Trichomonadidae. The record is from RefSeq and is a predicted model, not a curated record. The transcript has a single exon.
AUGACCGAAGAAGUUGAAACGGUAGAUUUGACACCACAAACAAAAAGUUCAGAACCAUUGUCAAAACCUGUCAAAGAACUUACAGAUGAAGAGAAAAAUUCAAUAAUAGAAAGUGCCAGGUCUGGAAAUACAAACCCUAACUACAAAGUCACUUUUCAUAGAAAUGGAACGGCUAGUAUCUCAAAAAAGAAACAGACUCUCACAAAUAAAAUAUUGAAGUCUGAAGGAGCUUUCGAGACAACAGAUGGAAAAGUUUACUUCACUGACCAACAGUUCAUUAUAGAACAUCUCAUUGACUUAGAGUCGAAAUAUUCUAAACUUUACAACAAACACAAAAAGUUGAAAGGAAAACAAAAACAAAUGGCAUAUGAUAUUUAUGAAGAUGUUGACGACACAACUGUUCCUGCAAGUGAGGUAAAGUCAGAGGAACCGAAAAGUGACGAAAAACCGAUAGAAGAAGAAAAACCAAAA